GAGUGAUCGAGUGAUCGAGUGUGUGAGUGAGUAGUGUGUGUUGUUCUGGCUAAACGAUUGUUUGGCUUUUUAAAGUGCACUUUCAACAGUCUUUCCUCCGCUCUUUGAGACAGCAUCUGUUAAUGAACGACAUUGAUGAAGUUUUUAUGGAGAAAAGGCAAUUUUACAUCAAAAGCCAGCUGAAGGCAUACAUUAUAUAAUAUUUAAUAUGCAAACAGUUGUGAGGACAAAGGGUGCUGGUUGAAUACGAUUAAAGACAAAAUCUUGGAAAGGAUAGUGAUAAUUAUUGCAGAUACGAUGUAAGUAUGCUUCCAUUGCCAAAAUUCCAAGCUUUUAGUGCUAACUUCUGGUUUUCAAGCGAAUCCUGGUGUCUGUCUCAUGAAAUUAUGGUAUAUAGCUGGUAUUGUAACAUGAAUUGGAAAGGAGUAUGGUAAUGUAUGAUAAUUAGCUAGAUGACUUACAACAAAAAGAAUGCAGCGAUUUUUGAAACCUCAAUUGGCAUAUUUUCACCUGAAAAGAAAUAUUACCAAGAACCGAAGAAUCAAACAUUUCGUGAAAAAUUUCCCGGAAAUUGUUUUUCCGAUGAGGUAUUUCAAUCCUCUUUUUUGUUUUGUUUGGUAUUUCUUUACUUUCGCAGCUAAACGCGGCUGAAUAAACCACGAUCUUUCGUCAUCCUUUCUGCGUAGUUGACGAUUCAAAAACAGUUUUGUCACCCGAAAUGCCGAUGUUUACGGGAAAAUUGAAACCUUCCAAUUACUAACAUAUUUUCUUUUGAGUAGCAUUUCAGAGAGAGUAACAGAGAUGUUCUUUUUUUGUAAAAGCACGUUGUGAAACAAGCUCUAACAGACUCGACAAUAAGGCUUUGUUUAGCUCGGUAAUCAAUACUCAAGUCUCUGUCUACGCAAACAAAAGCGCACGCUGUGGUUGAAAUUUUCAGUCGAAUGUUUUGAAGUCUAAUAUCCGAACCUUUCUUUAAUUCAUAUCUUACUGUCGGAUCUGCAUGCUACCUGCCGCAUAAAUUACAGAAAAUUGUAAUAUUACGGCUUAAAAGCUCAUUAAUCAAUCCAUCUAUGGCAUAUAAACGGGCUAAAAAAAGUUAUUUCGCUGAGAAGACAGCCCCUCAAGGCGUAGGUAAAAAUAUCUUACGCACGGACUGUCCGUCACGUGAUCUCCAUGGUAACACGCAGAACUACUACGGUGUUCUCUUCAUUGAUAUUUUUAUGUUUUUACCUUUAAAGCAAUUUUAAAUAAAUAUAUAUUUACGUGCUUCCACAGCUUUGUAUCCUGAUUGGACGAGAGCUUAAAAGCUUUCAUUCAACAGCCAAUUAAAUCGCUGGAAAGCGACAACAGUCGCUUGGGUCAUUGUUUGCAUGAAUGGAGCACGUGGGUAAAUGACAUGUAGCUGUCACCAACGGUGAGAGAUUCUAACGUGCUGUGGGGUCCUUUGGCGGGUCAGCCACGUGCUUGCAGACCCAGUUCACCUGUAUAAACGCAAGCUCCUUGAUCCAAAUCUUCAAAUUCUGAUGUGGCUGCGAGAUGGCACCGUAAAAGGCAAACUGCCGCGAGCAGACCUCCUCGAACGCGACUUGAGCCAAAACAAGCUGGCGUGCGAAGGCGGAAAUUUAACAUGGCUUUCUCCGUUCAAGGGAGGAAUUCCAGAAUUUAUUUAACAAUCAUACAGUGUUCACUCACUCGCGAGAGGAUUUAAAAAAUUUGCAAGUAUGUUGGCGGGUAGAUUGUUUUUAAUUGUCCUUCUGGGGAGCGCCGUGCGACGGAGAGAUAUCGCUCGAGCAGCUGAGAUUCCUUUGGAUCUGCGUUUCAUAGAAGAGCCAGCGGAUACCCAGUUUGCGCAUAAUCGGUCAGCAAUAUUGAAUUGUAGAGUGGAAGACAGACCGAGAGCUAAUAUCACUUGGAAAAUCGCACGCUCUGAUCACGUGAUAAGCAGCAACAUCACCGGCUUACGCUACAUCUUUCCCAAUGGUUCCUUAUACUUCCCAGCCUUCACCGAGGACAGGUUUAAUUUUUCUGUGCAUAGAGCGGAUUAUCAGUGCGUUGCAAAGACACCAAAUAACAAAUUUGGAAUCUUUGAAAUCAUCAGCAAGGUAGCCAAGUUACGUGCAGUUAUCAUUCAACCAUACAAGAUUUACGCACAAGACAGUUACGUAAUUCGUGGAAACACGGCCGUUAUUAAAAUCGUGAUCCCGGAGCAUGUGCGAGAUUACGUGCGUGUCGUAUCGUGGCAUAACGGACUCAAUGUGAUCACGUUAGGUGGUAAAUAUACUCUUAUGCCAUCCGGGGAUUUGGUCAUUACAAACGUGAACGAUGAUGCGGCAAAAGCCACGUACUACUGUACAGCGGUCAAUAUUCUGACAGGAGAGAAGCAUUUUAGCAAUCCAGCCAAGUUAUUUUUGAAAGAGCAACAACCUUCCCCUCCCAGGAUCCUGAAUAAAGCAUUCAACAUCACAGUAACGGAAGGAGACACCAGCAAGCUUCAGUGUAUGGCGGAGGGUUACCCUGUACCCACGAUGGAAGAGUACACGUGGAAGAAGGAUGGAGUCCCAAGACAGAUGGGGGAACGUUUUUCAAGGUUUGCGGGUGGCAGUCUACGCAUUGACAAGACACAGUUUGAAGACCAGGGCUUGUACGAGUGUACGGUGAAAAAUUCGAGGGGCUCCGCAACCCUUCAUAUGUACCUGACUGUAUUGGUUCCACUGAAAUUUGUCGCUCGACCUCGGAGGAAAGUCGCCUCUGUGUCUUCAGGAUAUAUCAUGGAGUGUGACGUAACCGGUCAGCCUAAACCCAACAUCACGUGGCUUCUGAACGGUAAACAAUUCACUGGUACGUCUCGGAUCAGCAUCAAACCCAACAGACUCGUGUUUUCUGUAAUCUUCGGCGGCGAUAUUGGUGUGUACCAGUGCGUCGCCGACAACGGCCGGGAAGUGGUGCAGAGUAGCGCCGUUCUCAUUACAGCAGAGCGCAAUCCCUCAAUUACCUCCAGUGCCCAAAACGUUGUUCUGAAACCCGGCCAAGGCCUGAAUGAAUGGUGCAGAGCAUACAGUCAUGCAGAACCAGAGAUCACGUGGUACUUAGAUGAUCAGCAAGUGCAUGAUGGGUAUGGAUACAGUAUUACGUCAUCUCGGCUGAGCGAGGCCAAGCAAAGUACUCUGAAAGCGGAUAGCAUGGAUGUGAGGAAAAGCGGGCAGUACAAGUGCGUGGCCUGCAAUAUUGGAAAUUGCACUUCAGAAGUGAUUCAUGUCUACAUUGAAGGUACGACGAAUAUAACAUCAAUACCACGUGACUUUAAUGCGACUCGAGGCCAAUCCGUUCAGCUGCCUUGUGUAGCAAAAGGUUAUCCAGUUCCAACCGUCACGUGGUCUAAAGAUGGAGCCAGCAUCCCUUUUAACCAGCGUCAGUCAGUGUCAAGUGACAACACGCUUCAUAUCUCCAAGGUACAAAAAGGAGACGCUGGCCGGUACAAGUGUACAGCGGUGAACAGUGAUAACAAGAGAGAUGAAGGAUACGUGGUUGUUUCAGUUUUCGAACUUCCCAGUCCAACAUUAUCCCAUCCACAAGUGUGGCACGAAGGGGAUGGUGGCUCUUUCAUUUGCUCUUCCUUCACUGGUGACUUGUGGGCUGGUUCACUGAUGUUCAGAUGGCAGAAGGACGGACGUGAUAUUUUCUCUAUCCCAGGCGUAAUUGUUAUCCAUAAUCCAACAGCUAAAAUGAGCAUUCUUGAAUUUAAGCGGCUGUCUGCGGGGGACUCGGGCGAGUAUACAUGCAUUGCGAGCAACAGAGCUGGAAAGACGAGUGUGUCCGCAGACAUAGUUGUUUAUGUGCCUCCAAAAUUCAUCUCUGACUCUGGCGAUCAACAACAACCUAGCACUCAACCGGUUCUUAAAACCUUUACAACCUACUUGACAUGCCUGACAUCCGGGACACCACCUCCACGUAUCGACUGGUUCAAGUCAAUUGGCGGGAAAUUUGAUCCAGUGUUGAUGGACAAGCCUCGCUUUCAGAAAACGCUGAAUGGGACCUUGGUGAUAAGUAACGUGAGUGAAGAUGAUGCUGGAGAGUAUUUGUGUAGAGCUUCUAAUGCAGUCAGUGACAAUGAGAUCAAUCGUCGAGUGCGACUUAUAGUUCACGCAGUGCCAGCCAACAUCGUGACUGCGCCUGCAAACACACCGGCCAGGGUAUCCGAUGACGUCACGAUCACGUGCAUGGCCGUGGGAAAUUUGCCAAUCGACGUAACUUGGUUUAAUGGAAGCAGACAAAUGUCAGACAGCUCUCGAAUCAGCAUAACAGAUAAUGAAGAGACUAAACAUUUCAGGGUUAACAGUACACUGGUUGUCAAAACCCUGGUUCUACAGGACACCAGACAGUACUCAUGCAGGGUCACAAACCGGUUUGGAAGUGACACAAAGACAUUUCAAAUCAUAGCUCAACAAAAGCCAUCCCCUCCUUCGAAACCGGAUGUGAAGGAAGUGACCGCGCGGUCUAUUUAUCUUACCUGGGCACCAGGAUUCGACGGUAACGCGGCAAUCACUGAAUACACUGUAGAGUUCAAACCAAGUACGAGCAGCUGGCAAGAGAGUGAGAAAAGAGUAGUCAAACUAUCCACUGGUCUGCUUGUUGACGGGCUCAGACCAGCGUCUAACUAUGACUUGCGCGUUUACGCGGAAAACAGGCGAGGCAAAAGCGAGGCCAGUCGUUCGACAUCACAUGUGACCUUGGAGGCUGCGCCAUCACAGCCACCUGAACUGGUGAACGUCACUGCAAUCUCGUCCAAGAAGAUUUACGUGCAAUGGAAGCCUCCUCCCGUAUCAAGCAGAAAUGGCGUGAUUCGAGGAUACUUUGUGCUUUACGAACAAAGGAACAAGAUCUACAGAGGAAAAAACUUAACAGUGAGAGGAGGCGAUAAAAGGAGUUAUGUCAUCGGUAACCUUGAUCCUUACAAAACAUACACCAUAGAAAUUCAGGCGUUUACACGGGCUGGGGUAAGCCCAAAAGGAAAGGCACAAGAGGAAGUGGUCACACAUGAAGACGUUCCCAGUCAGCCUCCCCACUCGGUCAAAAUAACAGUGCUUAGCUCGCAAAGCAUGGAGGUUACGUGGAGUAAGCCGCCGUCGAACGCAAUCAACGGUAAACUUCUGGGCUAUAGAGUGUAUUACUUCAGCACAAAGAACCCGGAUCAAGUCUUCAAUCGGACUGUCACGAAACCGGAUGAGAGGAAUGUAACUCUGACAGGGCUUCGUAAGUUUACAUCAUACAGAGUCAGAGUCGUAGCGUUUACUCGUGUAGGAGAAGGAGUUGCGAGUUUUCCAAUAGGAGGAACAACGCUCGAAGACAUUCCCGGACCACCUAGUAGAGUCCAGGCCAUCCCGGUCUCCAAACAAACAAUUCGUGCGUUCUGGGAUCCCCCCAUAGAACCCAAUGGCAUCAUAAGAACAUAUCUACUCUACUACAGUAAGACGGUCAACGACCCGCUUCUUACAAACUCCAACAAAGUUACAGAGCUUAAAAUAAGCGGAAAUAUCACAUCAAAAUAUCUACCCUGGCUGGAGUCUGAUACGGAGUAUUUCUUUUGGGUUAAAGCAAGUACCUCGGUUGGAGUCGGAAACGCGUCAACUGUUGUAAGACAAACGACAAAAGAUAAAAUCCCAGCAAACAUCUUUCACGACAUUUUGCCGGUCACCUUAGCUACACGCUCAACAUCCGCCAUUUUGGACUGUGAAGCCUAUGGUUACCCUAAGCCCUCAGUCAUGUGGUACAGCAGUGGUCGUGAGCUGAGCGACCGCACGAAGUACCUACAGCUCACUAACGGUUCCCUGGAGAUCAUGGACGUCCGAGAGGAGGACGCUGGGGAAUACGAGUGUACGGCAAGUAAUGAGCUAGGAAGAAAAACCGUGAAAAGGAAGCUUCAAAUAAGAACCCCGCCAUUACCCCCGACAGUAAUCAAAUUCGACGUCCUCACUGACCCUCCCGCUCUCAAUAUCACCUGGCGCGCGUGGGAUGACGGGAAUAGUCCCGUCACCAUGUUCAUUCUUGAGUACAAAGUCAAUGACAGGGACUGGAAAGUUCAGUACAUCAGUAACAUCAACUAUUACGUGUUACACGAAAUUGACUUCAACAAAGUGUACUACUUCAGAAUCUCCGCACUGAAUGCCGUCGGGAAGGGAAAGCCCAGUAAAGUUCUCAAGGUUACAUUUAAAGAUGGGAAUCCCAUUGUCACAGAGGAGGAAGUGGUAGAGGUUGAUCCAACAGCAGGCAGGAGGGGGCAAUUUUAUCGCAAUCCUACCUUCCUCGGCGUGUUAAUCGGUGUUGGUGCGUUGAUUGUUGUUGUUAUCGUGUGUUUAUUGCUGGUGGCCUUCAGAGGAGGACACAUAAGCCUCGACAAACUUCACGACUGGAGGAAAUACUGGAAGGGGAGGGUGUUCCGAGAGCAACUACAGAUACAACAAGGAGAUUACGAUCAGAGGCGAAGCAAUCCUGACCAAUCGGAGGGCAGCCCCUCAACCAAUGGUAAUCUCGCUGAUUCAUCGUCGUCCCUUGAACCAAUCCGCUCGACACACGGUUCUGAAAUCAGCCUGCCCAGAAGUAUGCUGCGCAAUCAUUUCGCGCAGGAGACGAUAAUGGAAGAGGAAUACCCACCUCCACCCCCUCCGUACCACUCAGGGGCCCCCGGCCAGCCCCCGCCUCACGAGGGAAGCUUCAGUGACACCUCUUCAGAAGGAAACUUUGUUCAGCCUGUCUACCACCGGCCCACUCUUCACGAUACUGAUUCAGCAGCGCGUGCGCGGCGUUUCAUGGAAGGAGACGAUCAUGGUACUUACCCCAGUUCGUACGCCGCGCAGAGAUCACUGAACGGCACUCCGGGUAUCGGGAUUUUGGGAUUCCGCGGGCAUGCUGACGGCGGCUCUGAGCUUGAUACAGCUAGUAUAUCACGUGCAAUGGAAUCUAACAUUGACUUGCGUCACUCGGCCGCUGCCAGUAGGUUGAGCCGCACCAGCAAAAGUCGCGGCCAGAGCCAGGAACUUGUUCAUUCGGUGUAUUCCCAAAGUCCAGCGUCCGGGAUAUCAAGGGCACGUGACUCGGGCCUGGGACCUUCACGGAAUGAUCUUCGUCGAACAAGCCUCAAUUCCAAGCGAAGUUCCAGCCAAGUGACGCCUGUGAUAAGAGCAGUGCAAACCCCACAGCGCAGAGAGUCUGAGUCUUCAAAAGAAUGCAGCCCUUAUCACACAGGCUAUGACAGGACCCGAGCAUCACGUGAUCCACGUGCGUACGACUCGGCAUCGUCAGAGUACAGCUCGUCACGUGACGAGCUCAUAUCAGCGCUUGAGUUCGGAAAACGUCAUAAUCUUGAUAAAUAUUAUGGGAUACCAACACUGGAAACUACGUCUGUUUCGUCCAACACAACGAACAGUAGCGAUCAAGACGGAAUAUGCAAGUUUUCGGCCAGUCCCAGGCCUUUAGGGGACGGUUGUUUUGCGCCCACACCAGUCCAUGCUCCACCAUUUAACCCGAGGUCAAGAUCAAGGGGGAAUGAGAACUACAUUUACGUUCUCGACCCACGCCGGCGCGGGGGAGAUCGAGGCGUGGUCCCUGUCACAUCGAAGCCUAGUGGUUCGAUAGUUUGACAAAGAAAUAAAUGGUUAACAGUAAAUAUGCCAUUAGCGUCAAAUUUAUAUCAAUAGUGGAGCUCACGAGCUGGAAGUUCCAAUUUUAACAUCCAAAAUAGAGACGAUUUGCAGUUUUUCGCGCAGUGAAACAUUUCAUAGAAAUAAAUAAAAAAUGUCUUUGCUUAAAAAGCUUGAAGCUCUUGACAGCUAGUUCAGUUUAGUUUGUGACAACGCACAGAAAAUAAUGAAAAAUUAAUAUAUUUAUAAUUAUGUCCUUGAUGCAUGCUCUUUUUACAAAAACAAAACAAAAGUAAGUUAAAAUUCGACGAGUUAAAAAAUGCAUUUAAACGAUUGUAAUAAAUUAAGUUUGACUAUUCAUGAUAAAGCAGGACUACAGAAAUAUUAUAAAUUUUGAUCGUCGGUUCCUUUUUUGUCCUUAAUAAUUUAUUAUUUUACAAGAUGCGGUAUGUCAAGAGAGAAUUUAAACAUCUGAAAUCAAGGGGCAGAAAUAAAUUUAAAAGAAAUAAUAUGUGUCAAAUAAAUUAAAAAUAAAUUUAAAAAGAGAUUACAGAGAUAACAGAACAUAGAACUAAUAUAAUUCAUAUAAAGAACGUCCAUUUGUCAUGUAAAUAUAUUUGAGGUUAGAAUUUUCCAAACGAGAACAAGGUAAAGUGCAUUUUAAGGACUUUUGAGAUGAAAUAAAUAUUGAGCAUGUUUUUACCUCUCUGCUAUGUACAUACCGCCAUUGGAUUAGGGAAACGCGAUGUUCAUUAUUAUUGUGGAAAACAAAUUAAAAUAUACCAAGAACUAUG
Messenger RNA from Orbicella faveolata, 8428 nucleotides. RefSeq names its product cell adhesion molecule DSCAML1-like. The record is from RefSeq and is a predicted model, not a curated record. Gene Ontology annotation, biological process: cell-cell adhesion. Gene Ontology annotation, molecular function: protein binding. NCBI's taxonomy places the organism in Eukaryota, Metazoa, Cnidaria, Anthozoa, Scleractinia, Merulinidae.